Condylostylus longicornis is the source of this 3594-nucleotide messenger RNA. RefSeq names its product protein kinase 4-like. The record is from RefSeq and is a predicted model, not a curated record. NCBI's taxonomy places the organism in Eukaryota, Metazoa, Arthropoda, Insecta, Diptera, Dolichopodidae. The transcript is spliced from 3 exons. Gene Ontology annotation, cellular component: plasma membrane. Bases 830 to 3553 code for a protein of 907 amino acids. Gene Ontology annotation, biological process: calcium ion import across plasma membrane. Gene Ontology annotation, molecular function: stretch-activated, monoatomic cation-selective, calcium channel activity.
UUUCAUUUUGCCUUCUAUUUUGGCAGAAUUUAAUAUAAUAUAAAUUAAUAAAAAAAAAAAAAAACAAAAAAUUUAUAUAUCUAAAUUUUCUAAUUUCAUAUUUUGGAUUAAUAUAGUUGCAAAAAUCAUUAAAAAUUUAAUAUUAAUAAAAAAAAAUUGGAAUCAAAAAGGAUACAUAUUUAAUAUUUGUAUUUGUUGCAUAAAACUGUUUCAAACAUUUAUAAUAUAAAUACAUGUGUACUUCGAAUUUUUUUCGUUCCGUAAGAGAAAAUGAUUACCUGUACUCUACCGGCCGUAAAAAGCGCGAAAUCGGUUUAAAAUAUAUUAUUAUUACAUUAUAAAUUAUCGUAACAUUAUAUAAGCUAAGAUACAUGUAUUUUAGAACAUAGUUGUUAUUUAAAAAAAAAAAAAAACAAAAAGAUAAUUGUAAUAAAGUUAAUUUAAAAAAUUAUUAUUGUAGAAAAGGAUUAAGCUAACCAUAAAACGCACAAAUUUUCAACAAGAAAAUAUUUAAAAAAUUAAAAAAUAAAAAUUAUUUUUUUUUUUCAAAUAUCGAAUUAAUUUCAAUGAAAAUUAAAAAGGGCAAAUAAUUAAAUUCGAAAAAAAUAUCGAAAAGCAUAAUAAUAUUAUUCUAAAAAUUAAAACAAAUUGUGCAAAUAUAAAUCAAAAUAAAUAAAAAAACAAAAAACAAAAAUAAAAUAAGAACAAAUUUUAUUUAAAAAAAAUGAUGAUGGGGCCAUGAGCCCAUCAUAUCCUCAAAUCAAUUGGAGUCGCAAGCGCGUCUCAAGCGGGCCUGCACCAUGCUAGCACCGCCGAACCCGAGGUCAAUAUGCGGCCAGGACCCGGGCUGGUCGUGAUGGCGCUUGCGUUUAUUUCGGGGGCUCGGCGUGGCAGCAGCACCAGUCAAACAUCUACGCAGUUAUUAACAACAACAGCAACAACAACAACAGGAACAGCAACAACAACAUCAACUAUAUUAACAACAACACAAGGUAUAGAUACAAUUAUACCAUCGACAACUUCAUCAAUAAUAUCAACAAUAAGGGAUACAUCUUCAUCAUAUCCUAUACCAACAACUAUAUCAACUACGUCAACAUUCUCUUAUCCAACGUCAACAUCAACGGGAACAAGAAUAAAAAAAUUAAAUUCAAAAACAACAAUUCAAGCAACAACAAUUGCAGAAGAUAUAAAAUUUUCUGCAACAACAUCAAGAAAUUUAGAAACAACAAAAAAUUAUCAUACAACUACUACAAUUACAUCAGAUAACAUUGGAAGUAGCAGCAGCAGUAGCAGCAGUAGCAGCAGCAGCAGUAGUAGUAGUAGUAGUAGUAGUAGUGGUAGUGGUAGUAGUAGUAAUGAAAUUUUUUCAAAUAAUAAUAAUUUCAAUAAUGAUGAAGAAUUUAUAACAAAUUAUCCAAAUAACUAUAAUUAUAAUAAUAAUUAUUAUAAUAAUAAAUACGAUAAAAGCCAAGAGCAAGAGCAACCAAAUAAUCCAUCGAAUUAUUUUUAUAAUCCGCCAUUUACGCCCAAUAACCGUUAUUAUAAUUCAAAUAGUUAUUAUAAUAAUUUAUUUAUAAAUAAUUUAUUUGAAGAUACAAACUAUAAUAGCAAAAAAUUGGGUUAUAAUAGUGAAUAUUUAAAUAAAAAUACCCAUAAUAGUAAUAAUAAUAAUAAUAGCAAGAAUAAUAAGAAAUUAGGUGGUUAUACAAAAAGAAAAGAAUUAAAUAAUAUUAUUGAUUACGAUAACAGUAUCAGUAUUGAUGCUGCUGACAACAGUAUUGAUGAUAGUAAUGUUUUAAUAGUUAAUGAUGGUUAUAACAGUGAAUUACUUAGUGAAAAUAAUUAUAAUGAAAAUAAUGCUAAUAUUAAUAGCGAAAGUUUAUUUAAAGAAAAUCAUCAACAGCAUCAAAAGAUUACAAAUAAUAAUAAUAAUUAUAAUUUAUACUUUAAUCAAAAUAAUCAAAAAUUUAAUAACGAAGAAGAACAAGAACUGCAAGAACGACAAAACUAUAAUAACAAAAAACAAGAGCAUUUGCAAUUGCAAGAGCAGCAACAGCUACAACAAGAACAAGAAAAAGACUUGCAGCAAUAUAAUAACCAGGAGAAGGAAGAAAAACAACAAAAACGAAAUAAUAAUCAAGAAUUUAAUAAAAACAUAAAUGAUAAUAGUAAUGACGAACUACAGUUAAAGCAAGAAGAACAGAAACAAUAUAGUUUAAAAAAUUUAAUUAAAGAAACUGAAGAAAAACAAUUAUUAUUAUCAUCGUCAUUAUUAUUAACUGAAGAAGUUAAUUAUAAUCAAUAUACAAAUAAUCAAAAAAAUAAAGACAAUAGUGACGGUGGUGGUGGUCGUGGUGUUGUUGAUAAUACUGGAAGUGGUAACAGUAUUGAAUAUAAUAAUAUAUUUGGUGAAGGUGAUAAUAAUAACGAUUUACAAAAUAGUAUUAGUACAACAGAACAAAUUUCGGCGCCUUUGCGACGACUUAAUCCUUGGUUAUCUGCUUGCGAUCUGGAACCAACAAAUCAAACACCAGAUCUACAGGGUGAAUGCACGGCGUCUAUUGUAAAUAGGGUGCAAGAAGGUCCCGGUCCACCAAAGUGUCCCCAAUCGUGUAGUAGUAUUUCUAUUGAUAAUAAUUAUAAUGAAGAUACUAAAUUAAGUAAUAAAAAUACAAAAACUAAUAAUAAUAAUAACGUUGUCAUAAAUAGUCAUAUGAAAUUAAAUAAUUUAAAUUAUAUUAACCAAAAUUACAAAAUUAGUAAUAUUGAUAGUGAAAAUAAUAAUAACAAUAAUAAUAAUAAUAAUAAUAACAAUAAAAUGAUGGGUAAUGAACACCAACAAUUUCAACAACAACAGCAGCAAAACCAACAACAAUUACAUAAAAAACAACAGAAAAAUAAUAAUAAUAAUUAUAAUGAAGAGGAAGAAGAAGACCAACAACAACAUCAAGAAAGGUAUAAAAGAUCAAAUAAUAAUGAAAAUAAUAAUUAUGAAUCAUCGAAUAUUGAUAUAAAUGAUAAUAAUAAUAUGUAUUAUGAUGAUUAUAAAGAAGAUGAAUAUUCAAGAAUAGAAUUUUAUCAAGAUCAAGAUAAAAGAGAUUAUAAUGAUGAAAAUAAUAAUAGUAAUAAUAAUAAUAAUAAUAAUUAUAAUCAGCAACAACAGCAACAACAUUCACAGUGCCUUGAUUAUUUGGGCGAUGGCGAUGAAUUUAAGCCUGAAAAACUAUGCGAAAAAUCACAUAAUGAAUUAGUUCAUUUAUUACGUUCAAUACGUUUAAGGACAUGUUGUGAACGUGAUUUAUUUAGUGCAUUACAUACAAUUGCAUUAAAUAAAACAUUAUCAAAUCGUAAUGAAUGUAUUGAUUUAUUAACAUCAUUAUUAGAAUUGGAUAAUUUAGCAUCACGUAUAGUAUGUGAAUUUACAGAAAUAUUACAGCGUUAUGAUUGCCGACAAGUAUUUUCAUUAAUACAUCAUUGUGAAGAUUGCAAGGUAUGUUUCGAAAACUCACAUAUUUAUAAUAAAGAAGUGCAUAAUGUAAGUUUAACUUUAUAAUUUUAUUUUUUUUAAAUUAAUGUCGUAUAUAAUAUCGUAUA